This is a messenger RNA of Micromonas pusilla CCMP1545, 801 nucleotides long. RefSeq lists its product as uncharacterized. The transcript has a single exon. Bases 1 to 801 code for a protein of 266 amino acids. The record is from RefSeq and is a predicted model, not a curated record. Lineage: Eukaryota; Viridiplantae; Chlorophyta; Mamiellophyceae; Mamiellales; Mamiellaceae.
AUGGCCGCUCUCGCACGCUCCCUGACGUCCCCUACCAUCGGUCGACGCGCGUCCGCCGCGCGCCGCGCCGCGCCGCUAACCCGAACCCGAACGCGACCGCUUCGCCCCCCCAGAGUCGGCACCGCGUUCGCGUCGUCCGACGGGGCUCCCGCGUCGUCGUCGUCGUCGUCGUCCCCGUCGUCCCCGUCGUCCGACGCGCGCGAGCUCCUGAAGCUCCUGCGCGCGAACGCGAUCGUGGAGCUCACCGGCGCGGUCGCGGUCGCGCUCAACCCGGCCGCGGUGUUCCCCGGGAUCGAGACCGCCGCCUUCGCCGCGGUGGAGUGUUCGCGGUGGUACGCGUUGUCGAUGGCGUGCUUAGGUGCGUUCUACACACUGGUCCCCAUACGACCGCGUUCGCGUGGUGAACGCCGAUCCUUAAGGACUUUUCCCGGCGUAUCUCUGCGCCCACCCCCCGCUUUCAAUCUCCGCCCUCGGCGCCGUUCAACUCCAAAUGAUGACGCCUUUGAACUCCACCCCGAUAUCAUCGCUCGUAUGGAACGGCCCUCAGCGUUGGCAUCCUUCCUCGCGUCGCGCGCCGAUACGACCGACGACGCCGCCGUCGCGUCGUCCGCGACGCCGGUCGUCGGAGGCAUGCUCUCGUACCACCUCGGGGUAUCGUGUUUUCAAUUGCAGAGGCUGACGGCGACGGGCGCGGCGGCGACGAAGGCGGUCGCCGCGGGCGCGUUGUUCGUUCACGCGCCGCUGACGAUCGCGUUCGGGGUCGCCGCCGCGUGGUGCGCGGCGCGAGUGAACCUCAGUUAG